Molecule: messenger RNA, 1350 nt
Organism: Brassica napus (rape)
Lineage: Eukaryota; Viridiplantae; Streptophyta; Magnoliopsida; Brassicales; Brassicaceae
Exons: 5
Coding region: 339-1124 (261 amino acids)
Biological process (GO): regulation of DNA-templated transcription
Cellular component (GO): histone deacetylase complex
Molecular function (GO): transcription coregulator activity; protein binding
Source: RefSeq, a predicted model, not a curated record
AUGUUUUCAGUAAACAUACCAUUAGCAAAACAAAAAAUCAUUUAAACUGGAUUAAACAGUCCUUAGGUGGAACCAUUAAAGACAAAAAAAGAAAACCGCUCAGUUUCCAUUGUGCAAAUAGGUUGUAGUACAGAAUCCACGUGUUGACAAUGCAUUGGUACUCGUGCUAGGAAGGCAGUCACUAUCGUCCCUUCCCUACCUUCGUCUCUUUCUCUCUCUCUUACUCUGCUUUUGCCCUCACUGCUUACUCUGUCUUUCUUCCUCAGACACCGAUUAAAAAAAACCCUAAUUUCUCUGCUCGAUUUCUCUCUGGUCGUGAAAAAACAAAGAGAAGACAAAUGCUGGAAGCUGCUGAUGACUCAAACGUCCUCAACAGAGGAUUCUCUCAGCUUCAGAAUUGCUUCGGUGAUUGCAGUAGCGAAGAAGAAUUAACCGUCCUGCCACGCCAUACAAAAGUUGUCGUCACCGGAAACAACCGUACCAAAUCUGUCCUCGUCGGUCUUCAAGGCGUUGUUCAGAAAGCCGUCGGACUCGGUGGUUGGCAUUGGCUGGUUUUGACAAAUGGAAUCGAAGUGAAGUUGCAGAGGAAUGCGCUUAGUGUCAUUGAAGCUCCUACAGGAAACGAAGAAGACGAUGAUGUUGAAGUCGAGCAUACGCAAUGGAAUCCAUCUGAUAUGAGUAAGCUUGGUUCCUUGUCGGAAAAAAUCUGUCAACUCUUCGAAGUUGAAUGUUCUUUGAUCGUGUGUGUUGCAGCAUGUGAAGACACUUUGAAGCCUCACAAGUCGAAGCAAAGAGGAUACAGAUCAGCGCGAUUAUCACAUAAGGCAAUGUGCAGGGCCUUAUCUUCUGACGCACACUCAAAAAGCUCGACUAUUACUCCUCGUGUGAACAUGAAGGUUGAUCUUAGCAAAUUGGAUAUGCCUGCAUUACAGAGAUACAUACGACAUUUUAACCUCGUGGAUACACUUCCUAAUCCGUCAAAGGAGCAGCUACUUGAGAUUGUUCAGAGACACUUCAUGUCUCAGGAAAUGGAUGAGCUUCAGGUUAUUAUGGGAUUCGUUCAAGCUGCAAAAGGAAUGAAGAAAGCUUGCAGGUGGAAUUUAAGAGAACACCAGAAACACUGAUCUUAAAUGCAACAGCUAAAGCUCUUAAAUGGACUAACGGACGGUCACAUAUUUUUAAACCGUGGCUUAAAAGGUUGAUCAGUAGUUAAGCCUAUGUCUCUUUUGGGUUAACAGUAGAUGUUGUUAUUUUGCUCAUGUAAGUACAUCAAGAAGCAAUGACCUAAACACAAAGUAGCGUUUCUAGUAUCUAAUUAAGCAUCUAUCUUUAUAUACGUAUUGCAAAGAA